Messenger RNA from Haemonchus placei, 828 nucleotides. The record is from the annotation of a GenBank genome assembly. NCBI's taxonomy places the organism in Eukaryota, Metazoa, Nematoda, Chromadorea, Rhabditida, Trichostrongylidae.
AUGGUGACAGCUACUCUGAUUCUGGUGUCGUCCUAUCUAUUCCAAAAGCCGCCAGCUAUUCUCCGACUUAUUUCUUGGCUUUCGCUGCCCUUUUCGCUUCUGCUGCCGCUUUUUUCACCACCUACUAUUCUUGAUAGAAUGUCAUGGUUUAUCUGUUCACUGUUUGUGCCAUACUCAUUGCUAUCGAUAGCUUACGAAUCGACUUUCAUGUUAUGUUUCGUUCCACUAUUAUUAAUGUAUCUACGGUUUGAGUUCGGUCAUAUGUCGGCUACCGACUUUCUCAAUCUUCCAGCCGAUCGGUCAUUCAGUGUUGUCUGCACUUCGCCAUCACGUCGCGUAGCCGGCGCAGAGUUGAGUCGCGCGGUAAUUUGUGUUAGCUUUGUAUUGGCUGCCAUAUUUGGUACUGGAAAUUUCGCAUCAAUGAAUUCGUUCAAUCCGUCGACUUUGAGUCGAUUUAUCUCAGUGUUCAGUCCAUUCACAAUGGCAACGCUACUCGUAUUGAAAAUAUUUAUACCUUUGUUGAUGAUAUCACUACUGUUCGCAGCGGUUCUACGAUUUGAUCACGAAGCUAUUCAACGGCAUUCAUGUUUGGUGCUUAUUAUUACAGAUCUCAUGGCUAUGUGCUUUUUCCAUCAGCUCAAGGAUGACGGGAGUUGGCUGGACAUUGGCUUGAGCAUAUCUCAAUAUCUGAUAUCCAUAUGUACAUCUGUUGCUAUUUUGUUGCUAUUAUUAUGUGCUAGUACUCUAAUGACUACCAUGUUAUCCAGUUACAAUGUAAAGAAGCUCAAAAGUGUGUUAAAGGGUGAACAAAACGAUUGCCUUUUAUGA